AUUUUCGUGUGGGGAAUAUUGAAUCUUACGUGCAUAACAACAUUUGUAUUGGCAGCGAUGGAGACUACAUGUAGUCCAAUUGCAAGCUAGUCGAUAUUGAUCUUCCGAACUUACCGCAUUACUUGUCUUCUGAGAUCUGAUCUUAUGGCCGACUUUUUCUUCCCAGCUGUCUAAAUUAAGAUAUUCUGACUGUAUUCCUUAUUCCAAAACCAGAUUAUAGAAACCAAUUAUUACGGUAUCCAAUAUUUACUCUCAUUCGGAUCUGAGUUGCUUUCGAGACUCCAUUAUCUUGACUUUCGCUCCGACAAAACAUGGCCGAGGAAGCGCAGCCAUCGACUUCGAGAACCGCACCGAGACACGGCUGGAGAUUCUGGGCCAUAUUCCCAGGCCUUUGCGUCACUUCCAUCCUCUGUGCUCUUGACUCGACCAUUCUUUCCACUGUGCUCCCAACCAUCACUUCCGACUUACAUUCUUCAUCCGAAUACGUAUGGAUAAUCAACGCUUACACUUUGACUUUCACUGCAAUACAACCACUCUAUGGUCAAGUAGCCGACAUCUUCGGACGCAAAGCCGCCAUUGUGGUUGCCAUUUCACUGUUUCUCCUGGGUAGCGGUAUCUGUGGUGGAGCGCAAUCCACGGAUAUGCUCAUCGGCGGACGUGCUAUUCAAGGGCUCGGCGGAGGGGGCCUGAGUAUUCUGCCAGCGAUGGUGGUUUGCGACUUAGUUCCCCUGAGAGAACGGCAGAAAUAUACUGGUCUAGUCUACGGUGCUUUUGCAAUCGGCACCUUCAUCGGACCUGUUGUCGGUGGAGUGAUGGUUGAUCAUAUUCCUUGGCGGUUCAUCUUUUGGUUGAAUCUUCCACCGGCUGGGCUGGCACUUGGUUUGGUGGUAGCAUUCCUCAAAGUUUCCCACAAUCGAUCGGGCUCUGUCUGGAAGCAGUUGGCACGGAUUGAUUAUUUCGGGAAUCUCUUCUUGAUGGGCGCCGUCACUUCAAUCUUACUUGCGCUUGCCGGAGCUGGAGUAUCGCGGCCUUGGAGCUCUUGGCACACGCUUGUGCCACUGCUGUUAGGUCUUGUAGCUUUGCCAUUAUUCGUACUUUUCGAAGCUUCAUCACUUUGCCUCCUCCCCACAGUCCCGCUUCGACUAUUUUCCAACAGGACAUCGGCACUCGCCUUCUUACUCACCUUUCUCCACGGAGUCAUGCUGUACUGGGGAAGUUACUUCUUGCCUUCGGGAAUAAAUACCCUCCCAGCAGCUCUAUCCUCAGUUCCAUUCGGUAUUGCGGGAGGCUUCAUGAUCGCAAAGACGGGUCGUUACAGACUAAAUCAGAUCGUAGGCUUUGCCUUAGCCGCCAUCGGUAUCGAAUGCUGCAGCGUAUUGAAUCAAAAUUCGUUGGCUGGCGUAUGGGCGACACUUGAGAUUAUAUCUGCGGCCGGGGCAGGCAGUAUCCUGACUGCGACACUACCAGCAAUGCAAGCACUUCUUGCAGAAGCAGAUGUUGCUAGCUCGACUGCAACCUGGGGCUUUAUUCAAAGUCUCGGAUUCGUCUGGGGUGUAGCUAUUCCGUCCAGUAUCUUUGAGACCAAGUUCAGAACUUUCAUUGUAUCCUUACACGGUCAAGUGCAGAGAGAGGUGAUUGAUGUCUUUGUGGCAAGUCUUAAAUUGGUUUGGGAGAUGGGAUCUGCUUUUGCGAUAUUGGGGUUUUUGAUUUCGUUGGGGGUCAAAGACAUGGAGUUGAGAGAGACAUUGGAGACUAGCUACGGCUAUUACGGAGAAUUAUCAAGAAAAGAUAACCUAGCGAGUUCCAAAGAAUGAAAGACCGAUUACGUUCGUCAGUGUCUUUUACUUGGCUCCUUCAGCCCAAGUCGACAUUUUCUGCUGAGUCUGUGGAGAAGGAAUCUCUCCAAGAUUCGGAUCCCUCUUUGCACUGUCCCGCUUCCUGAACAACAUAUAGAACUCUCUCAAUUUCUCAUACUUCUGUUCCACCAUUCUUCCAUA
Messenger RNA from Mollisia scopiformis, 1997 nucleotides. RefSeq names its product major facilitator superfamily protein. Lineage: Eukaryota; Fungi; Ascomycota; Leotiomycetes; Helotiales; Mollisiaceae. The transcript is spliced from 3 exons. The record is from RefSeq and is a predicted model, not a curated record. Gene Ontology annotation, molecular function: transmembrane transporter activity. The coding region runs from base 312 to 1814 and encodes 500 amino acids. Gene Ontology annotation, biological process: transmembrane transport.